AUGUCUUCCACCAUUCCCUCCCUCCUCUCAAUAGGGGAGGAAGUCACCGACGUCGAAGAGGAAUCCUUCCUUCUCUUCGCCCAGGAUAUCCCCACUACCAAUUUGGGCUUCUUAGAUUCCCGCGCAGCCGCAGUUGAGGUGUCGAUCCGUGGCAACGAAUACACCAUCCACCAAUCUCCAACUUUACUCUCCUCGUCUCGCGCUGGGGGGACGACAGGCGCCGUAUUAUGGAAAAUCACACCUCUCUUCGCAGAAUGGAUCUCCUCCCCCGAUAACCCCCUCUGGACCUCUUCCUUCCUAACCCACGAAUCCAUCAUCACAGAGCUAGGAUGCGGUAUCUCGGCCCUAAUCCCACUUGCUCUCUCCCCAUCCAUUCAGCACUACAUUGCUACAGACCAGGAAUAUGUCCGUCGAUAUUUCCGGACAAAUAUUGACGAAAACAUAUCUGCAAAUAACACAGCCGCAGCUACGUCAAAGAAGAAAGUAAAGGGUGCUAGUAAAGCGAAGAAGGCGUCUAAAUCAUCUACAUCUGCAUCUGCACCUUCCUCCAAUGUUACGUUCACGACGUUAGACUGGGAAACAGAUCAACCGUCCUUUCUAAAGGGGUGUAUAGAAGGGGAUGAAGGGAUACAGCGUCAUGGAAUCGACGAAGAAGAUAAAGGCUUUGAUCUGAUUCUUUCCUGUGAUUGUAUCUAUAAUGAUGCGCUUGUAACGCCUUUCGUACGCACUUGUGCUGAGAUCUGUCGAUUGCGUCCAGCUUAUAAUCCUGAAUCUGAACCUGGUGAUCGGAAACCGACGGUUUGUUUGGUUGCGCAGCAGCAACGGGCACCGGAGGUGUUUGAUGCAUGGUUGAAGGAGACGCUGAGAGAGUUUCGGGUAUGGAGGGUGAGUGAUGAGAUCCUUGGGGAUGGGUUAAAGGUCGGUACGGGGUAUUUGGUGCACAUGAUUUUACUUCGAGAGUGA
Molecule: messenger RNA, 963 nt
Organism: Penicillium angulare
Lineage: Eukaryota; Fungi; Ascomycota; Eurotiomycetes; Eurotiales; Aspergillaceae
Product: S-adenosylmethionine-dependent methyltransferase
Exons: 3
Coding region: 1-963 (320 amino acids)
Source: RefSeq, a predicted model, not a curated record